Molecule: messenger RNA, 849 nt
Organism: Vigna radiata var. radiata (mung bean)
Lineage: Eukaryota; Viridiplantae; Streptophyta; Magnoliopsida; Fabales; Fabaceae
Exons: 2
Coding region: 8-547 (179 amino acids)
Molecular function (GO): zinc ion binding
Source: RefSeq, a predicted model, not a curated record
AAAUAACAUGUCAGAAGCUUUUAAUAGCGUUCUGGUAAAUACAAGGACCAAACCGAUUAUUACAAUGUUGGAGGACAUGAGAUUGUACAUGAUGAAGAGAUGGGCAACUAAUAGGUCAAGGGUAACUUCUUUUAAAUCAGCAAAUUGUCCUAAAAUUCUGAGUAUAUUACAGAAGGAGGCACUACAAACAAAGAACUGGGUUCCCAGCUGGUCUGCACACAAACUUUUUGAGAUCAGACAUGUGUCCCAAAGUGGGGACAACUUUGUGGUGGAUAUAGAUAAAUAUACAUGUUCCUGUAGGAAGUGGAGCAUCAGUGGAAUUCCUUGUGUGCAUGCAUUGACAGCAAUGAACUUUCUCAACCUAAAUGCAGAGGACUCUCUACCUGUAUGGUUUAAAAAGUCAACCUAUGAAGAGAUGUAUUCCUCCAUUAUAUACCCCAUUAAUGGAAAACAUCUAUGGGAGGUCACUCAAUGUCCAGAUGUCUUGCCUCCACCAAAAAGACAGCUGCCUGGUCGUCCUAAGAAGAAAAGGAGAUUAGAGCAAUGAGAGUUGAAGAAAAGUACUACCAAAAUGUCAAAAGGGGGCUUACUCAAGAGAUGUACCAUCUGUAGGGAAGUGGGACACAACAAAAGAAAUUGCCCCAAACGAAGCCAAGGGCAGCAAGAGGGAGAACCCGACACAUUGCCUCAGGGUCAACCAAAUGGAGCAGAUACACAUACAACUUGAAGUUUAACAGAUUUUGUAAUAGGCCAAAUUUUGAUGGUAGAAUAUGUAAUAGGCCACAUUUUGAUGUUACCAUAUUUUGAUGUUUACCAGAUUUUGAUGUUUACCAGACUUUGAUGUUUUAG